Messenger RNA from Bipolaris zeicola 26-R-13, 297 nucleotides. RefSeq lists its product as uncharacterized. The record is from RefSeq and is a predicted model, not a curated record. NCBI's taxonomy places the organism in Eukaryota, Fungi, Ascomycota, Dothideomycetes, Pleosporales, Pleosporaceae. The annotation marks the transcript as partial. The transcript has a single exon.
AUGCAGAACUUGAGGACCGCCCAAAUCGACAACCGUUCGCGGGUCCUCCUAGGACCGCACCGACUUGACAACCGAAUCAACUCCGAACUCGCUAAAGCAUAUGUGGAACAACUGUCCGAGCAAGCCACCUCGCUGCUAGUAGUUGAGCCCACUCAGGAGACCAUGUCCCUAGACUCCCUCGAGCUGAUCGAGCUCCUUCUGCAGCAAAACCGCACGUCGUUCGAGAACGAGCGCCGUACUCUCCCUGAUAAGUAUCGGAUAGAGAACGGACUGCUGCUCUACUCUAACCGUCUCUGC